This is a messenger RNA of Hypomesus transpacificus, 975 nucleotides long. It is a transcript of the gene barhl1b, whose product is annotated as BarH-like homeobox 1b. The transcript is spliced from 3 exons. Bases 1 to 975 code for a protein of 324 amino acids. The record is from RefSeq and is a predicted model, not a curated record. Gene Ontology annotation, molecular function: RNA polymerase II transcription regulatory region sequence-specific DNA binding; DNA-binding transcription factor activity, RNA polymerase II-specific. Gene Ontology annotation, cellular component: nucleus. Lineage: Eukaryota; Metazoa; Chordata; Actinopteri; Osmeriformes; Osmeridae. Gene Ontology annotation, biological process: regulation of transcription by RNA polymerase II.
AUGGAGGCUUCUACAAACGGUUCCAGCUUUGGGAUCGAUUCCUUACUUUCCCACCGACCCGGGAGUCCCGUCACAUCGAAAGGGGACAGUUUGGUCGGGGAAUGCCGGUCACCGCUGGAGUUCAGCCCGAGGUCUGACAUAGAGAGCGGCUGCUCGUCCCCCCCUUCACCGAGGAGAGAGUGCGUGGACGAAGUAUCACAGAGACCGGGUCACGGUAUCGCUCUGCCGCCUCAUCUCCAGCACGGACAGAUCUCUGCGGGCUCGCAACCGCGAACCGUAACCUCAUCUUUUCUCAUAAGAGACAUUCUAGCAGACUGCAAGCCGCUAGCCGCGUGCGCCCCGUACUCGAGUAAUGGGCUGCCAACUCAGGAGACGGGCAGACUGGCUUCUAAAAUAGCAGACGACUUCAUGGACAAAAUCCAUAGCAACUCAUCUUCCGACAGCGAAUACAAAGUAAAAGAGGAGGGAGACAGAGAGAUCUCGAGCAGCAGGGACAGUCCACAUCAGGCCCGGUUGAAGAAACCCCGGAAAGCGCGAACGGCCUUCACCGACCAUCAGCUGGCCCAGCUCGAGCGCAGCUUUGAACGACAGAAGUACUUGAGCGUGCAAGACCGGAUGGAGUUGGCCGCUUCUCUCAACCUGACAGACACGCAGGUCAAAACCUGGUACCAGAACCGGAGGACAAAGUGGAAGAGACAGACGGCAGUUGGACUCGAGCUGUUAGCUGAGGCGGGAAAUUAUUCUGCACUACAGAGAAUGUUUCCAUCUCCAUACUUUUACCCCCAAAGCCUGAUGUCAAACCUGGAUCCAUCCGCUGCUCUAUACUUGUACCGAGGCCCCUCGGCACCCCCGCCGGCUUUGCAACGACCUCUAGUCCCAAGGAUUCUUCUGCACGGUUUGCAGGGGGGCAGCGAACCGCCGCCGCCACUCCCCCAGCUCUCCGGUGUGAUUCCGCGGCCAACUCAGCAGCGGUGA